Symbiodinium necroappetens is the source of this 694-nucleotide messenger RNA. NCBI's taxonomy places the organism in Eukaryota, Dinophyceae, Suessiales, Symbiodiniaceae. The record is from the annotation of a GenBank genome assembly.
GCCAACUAGCGCUGACGUGUGCAGCUUGGAGACAUCUCUACACAACCGACACGAAGCUGCUUGAGGAGCUCUGGCCAAGGUGCGUCGUCUUCGCCCGCAUGAAGCCAGAUGACAAGAUCAAUGUAGUGAAGUACCUUCAAAGUCGAGGUUUAGUUGUGGGCAUGGCCGGUGAUGGUGGCAACGACUGUGGUGGCCUUCGGGCGGCUCAUGCCGGUCUGGCCUUGUCAGAUGCCGAGGCCUCCAUGGUGGCACCGUUCUCCACGGGCCGCCCGGGCAAGGGUGCCGCGAGGAACGACAUCUCCCUGACCACCAUGCCGGACCUGAUCCGAGAAGGCCGCGCGUGUUUGGCGACGAACAUGGCCACCUUUAGCUACUUCAUGGUCUAUGCCUUCUUGCUGACGACGAUCCGGACCUUCUUCAUCAUCUUCAAGAACCUCUGCCUCGGUGAGUGGGUGUGGAUGACAUCUGACAUCGGUGUUGGUGUCAUCAUGAUGUUCUUCAUGACCCAGUCUCGGGCCCGACCUGAGUUGGCCAAGUUUCGGCCAACCGCCACACUCCUGGGCCUGCGAACCGUCUCAGGCGUCUUGGUGCCAUAUCUUCUUGGUUCUGCAAUUAUGGCUGUUGGCAUUGUCAUCCUGCACAGCUACAAGUGGUAUGACGGGCUGAACCCGAGUACGAUUCACAUCCGUGCUCA